Messenger RNA from Oldenlandia corymbosa var. corymbosa, 3031 nucleotides. The record is from the annotation of a GenBank genome assembly. Lineage: Eukaryota; Viridiplantae; Streptophyta; Magnoliopsida; Gentianales; Rubiaceae.
CACAUCUCAUUAAUAGUAAUCGAGUCAACGUCGGGGCGAAAGAGGAACCAAAAGUACGCAGGAGGCGGAGCUAAAUUACCUAGACGGUUCCGAAAAUCGACGAGGUCAAAGUCAGUGAUGCCACGUGCUCUGUUCCCAACUUCCACGUGUGUUCACUCCUCCAUCCAUCCAUCUCUCUCUGUGCCUACAGGAUUUGCAACUCUUAACAAAAAAAAAAUCGUGUCUUUUCAGUUUAUUCUUUGCUUCCCGUUUGGGGAACUCUCUGCCCAGAUUGGUUUUUCGUGUUGUCUAAUUAGCUUUGAUCAUUGUGUGGGGAAUCCUUUUUCUUCCGCGGUUUGAUUGAUGGGUUCAAUGCUGAAACUGAAGAGGUUUAUGUUUGAAGACGGAAACAAUUACGACUUUGAUAGCAGAGGUGGAGGAGGGAUUGGGAAUUUCGUGUGGUGGAAUGAUAUUCAGGAGUCUGAAAAAGGGCAGCAAGGGAUUUAUUAUACUCUUGCUGCUUCCUACGCAUUGCUCUCUCUAAUCGCCUUGUUACAACUUAUUCGUAUACACUUACGAGUGCCCGAGUAUGGUUGGACAACACAAAAGGUCUUCCACUUGAUGAAUUUUAUCGUUACAGGAUUGAGAGCAAUGUUGUUUGGAUUCUACCACAGUGUCUUCACCAUCAGACCUAAGGUCAUUGAAAUGAUGCUUUUGGAACUUCCUGGUCUUCUGUUUUUUUCGACAUAUACCCUACUUGUUCUAUUUUGGGCAGAGAUAUAUCAUCAGGCGAGAAGUCUUCCCAUUGAUAAGCUUCGGCCAGCAUACUUUAUCAUCAAUGGUGUAAUCUACUUUGUGCAGGUAUGCAUCUGGAUCUCCAUAAGGCUCAGUCACAGCCCUACAGCAAUUAAAUUUGCCAGACUCUUUUUGUCAGUUCUUUCUUUUUCUGCUGCACUGGGGUUUAUGGUCUAUGGUGGAAGGUUAUUCGUGAUGCUGAGACGGUUUCCCAUCGAAUCUCGGGGACGUCGGAAGAAACUUCAGGAGGUUGUAGCUUGGCAUACUUUCUUUUUGUUUGGUCUAUUUCCUUUUUGUGACUUUCAAUCUUAUAUUACAUAGAGCUUCUUCAAUCGUAAUUCAAAAAAUCAGCCGGAAAAGAUUGAAACGAUUCAGCAAUAUGUUCAUUCAAAUUUCCCUUCCUAUCAAAGUCAAAUUGUGAUGCUCAGUAUCUUCUUUGGUAGGUUGGAUAUGUGACCGGCAUUUGCUGCACUUGUUUCUUGAUAAGAUGCUUAGUGGUGAGUUAUUUAUUUAUUUAUUAUUUGACCAAUAGGGAUGAAUUGUUCCUAAAUUGGCGUAUAACUGUACUUAUUACUAACAACUCUUUUUAAUAAUUACUACUAUAUGAUUGAAUAAUAACUUUAUAAAAAAACCACAGGUUGCACUGUCUGCUUUCAAUGAAAAAGUAGAUGUUGAUGUCCUGGACCAUCCUGUCCUCAAUCUUUUCUAUUACAUGGUACACACUACAUCUUUGUGAACUCAAGUUGUUUACUGUCCUUUUUUUUCCCCCAGUAAGUGGCUUAAGGGUACACUUAAUUCACUAAGUGCUGGGUGCAUUAACCCAAUGUGCACAUUUUCCCCAGAAAGUGCUAGGUAUGCUAGUUUGUGUAGUCACCAACUUACAUUGUAUUCAAGACCUCAAUUGUGCUCCGGUGAUUUGUUGUCAAAACAGCACUCAAACCUCCCCGGGAUAAGGUUGUCUUUUAAAAUAUUGCCCCCGAAAAUAUCUAUACAAGCGCACCCAUCCACGAACUCGCACACUGCACGCAUAUAUUAAACCGAUGUUACCAGCAUGACCAAUAAUAGGCCUCACAGCAGUAUAAUGUAGCCUCAGCUUGUUGGGUUCAGAUAAAUUUUACCUGGUAUUGGAGUCUUGAUGAUUGCAUUUAAUGCAUUUGUCAUUAGCUGCUGCUACCAUUUCUUUUCAACUUCCUAAGCAAAAUAGCAAUGCAAAAAAGUUGCAGGAUCUAGCCCUACCAAAAGAUUAGUUUUUGCUCAUUUUGAAUGCUCUUCGGUUUUAUUCUUUUUAACCUCAGAUUGUGGAGGUGGUGCCAUGUGCUAUGGUGCUUUUCAUCCUACGGAAAUUGCCGCCGAGACGUGUGUCGGAUCAAUAUCAAUCUAUCCAGUAAGUCGUUGGCAUCAGAUUCUGAUCAAGCGACAGUUCGACAUAUUCACCAGAAGAAAGUGUACUGUCUGACAAUGGAGAUUUGAAGGAUUGCACGUUAAGCGUCUCAGGUUGCAUUCUUCACAUGGCAAUUUGUGUUCUGGGCAUUUGUAAAAGUUGUAUCCGGCCACCUUCCUUGAGAGUCUGGGCAUAUGUAAAAGUUGUCUCUGACCGCCUUGCCCGAGAGGACUGGUCCGAAAUUGAAGAAAAAUUGAAGAAAAAUUCCCGAAAUUGAAGAAAAAUUGAUUAAUCGGAAGGGACGUUCUUUUUCUUUUUCUUUUGGUUUUUUGGUAAGAAAUUUUUCUUUGAAUAUAUAAGCAUCACCUGAAAGAUUUAAAACAAUCAUUUUUGUGAGCUGAAACACUUUCUUAAGGAACAAGUCAAAACAAAGAAGUAUGGGUGUUGGGAAAUGAAUACUAUAUGGCGCGCAGGAUCUGAGAUUUGUUUAUAAGCUAUAAGAGUCACCCCCCUUACUGUCAAUUGGUUUUGAGUCGGGAAUCAAGUACUUUGAUAAUGGGAGCAUACUGUCAAUUGGUUUUGAGUCGGGAAUCAAGUACUUUGAUAAUGGGAGCAGAAAGAAAACCAAGCUAUAUUUUAAUGUUUAGGUUGACGAUGCAAAUAAAAUGGAAAGGCCAGAUUUUCAGAAUAACUACAGAUUAGUAUGAACGGUAGUACAUAGUUGAAACUUGUACACUAUUUCCGUUUUAAAAUGGUUAUUUAAUUUGGUGUGUAUAUAAAUUCGACAAUUAUUUUACAAUGGAAGGAUUUAGAACGUCAACGGGGCACGUCUAUUGGAGAAAAUGGGAGAGCAUUUCUGAUUUUGCACAAAACACU